AUGGCAGAGUGGAUCCACUUCGUUGUUUUCUUAAGCGCAAUGAAUUUGAUUGGCUUCCCUUCGUUAACACAGGCCCAAUACACUGGAACUGCCACAUUUUACAAUUCUCCUUAUAUGCCUUCUUACUGCUAUGGAUACGAAGACGAAGGGGUUAUGAUUGCAGCAGCAAGCGAUGCAAUUUGGAACAAUGGGGGUGCAUGUGGGCAAAUGUACCAAGUGACCUGUCUAAGUGGAACAAACUCAGGAGUUCCAUUUCCAUGCUGGGGCAGUGGCUCUGUGGUGGUCAAGAUUGUAGAUUAUUGUCCUCCUGAAUCAUGUAGAGGAACCAUUGAUUUGUCACAGGAAGCAUUUGCUUCCAUUGCCAAUACAGAUUCUGGAUCCAUUAACAUCUCUUUCCAACAGGUCUAA
Molecule: messenger RNA, 408 nt
Organism: Ziziphus jujuba (common jujube)
Lineage: Eukaryota; Viridiplantae; Streptophyta; Magnoliopsida; Rosales; Rhamnaceae
Product: EG45-like domain containing protein
Exons: 3
Coding region: 1-408 (135 amino acids)
Biological process (GO): systemic acquired resistance
Cellular component (GO): apoplast; cell wall
Source: RefSeq, a predicted model, not a curated record